This is a messenger RNA of Oryzias latipes (Japanese medaka), 1214 nucleotides long. RefSeq names its product glucagon b (gene gcgb). Gene Ontology annotation, biological process: response to starvation. Gene Ontology annotation, cellular component: extracellular region. Lineage: Eukaryota; Metazoa; Chordata; Actinopteri; Beloniformes; Adrianichthyidae. Gene Ontology annotation, molecular function: glucagon receptor binding; hormone activity. The record is from RefSeq and is a predicted model, not a curated record.
AAACUAGUUUCAGGUAGAAAGAUGGCCAAAAAAUUGAGCAAAUGUCAUUAAAAAUAAAUGAAAAGAGCAGUUAGGCUGCUUUUUUUAAGCAAGGUUAAAUACGAUCAGGAGAACCAGCCAGAUGCUGACUAAUAUGUUGAGUGUAGCCAAGGAUCUGCUGAGGUUUUGGUAAAGGGGGAGUCACCUGGGAGACCACUCUUCAGCUCUGCUAUAUAAGACUGAGCAGAUCACUGAGAGACCAUGAAACAGCUUCAGAAGCCACAGGGAAGAGGAAGAGCACCAAUCAGCACGCAGCAAAUUCUUGUGUCAAACACUCGACUCAAAAGGAGCACAGAGGCUCAAACAAUGAAAACAGCUCAGUCUCUUGCUGGACUUCUGCUCCUCAUCCUCAUCCAAAGCAGCUGGCAGGUGCCUGAUCAGGACGCGGAUGGAAAUUCUGUGUUAAUGAAUGAAAAUUCGAUGUUCAGUGAUCUCAGCGAGCCCCCAAACAUGAAGAGGCACUCGGAGGGGACGUUUUCCAACGACUACAGCAAAUACCUGGAGACAAGAAGAGCCCACGACUUUGUUCAGUGGCUGAAAAAUUCUAAAAGGAAUGGUUUAUUCAGGCGUCAUGCGGACGGCACCUACACCAGCGAUGUCAGCUCCUACUUGCAGGACCAGGCAGCAAAGGAGUUUGUGUCCUGGCUGAAGGCCGGCCGGGGCAGAAGAGACUAAACUCAAACUCGACUUCCUCGUAACUUUUUCCAUCCCCAAAUAUGGCACAUCUAUUUUUUUUCAACGACUUUGUGCCAUUAGCUCAGUUUUUCAAUCUGUAUUAAUCUCUUUCUUCUGGUAAUAAAUCCCACUGAUGAAAUACCCUGUUGGCCUUUAGUGUUCAAAAGAAACCAAUUUGAAGUCUUUUUUUUUUUUUUUUUUUUUUUUUAUUGUGUCUAAAUCAUAAAUGUUGUAGGAAACUUCAAUCACUUUUUUCUCACACAUGUUUCAUCUUCUUGGUUUCGCUGCAUUUCUGUGUCUUUCAAAGCAUCGUAUGUGACUUUAGGGUUAACCUUCUCGGACAUUCAGAUGCAGUUUCGAUUUUUCCUUCAACUGUGCCUGUGGGCUUCAUUUAUCACGAUUUAUUUUCUUUUUGAAUUGUUUAGGUCUAGAUAGAGAAAUGUGUACAAUUCCAGAGUUUCCUCCUGAAGACAAAUAAAAAAUAAGCGUUUAAACAAAAA